Messenger RNA from Tribolium castaneum (red flour beetle), 2144 nucleotides. RefSeq names its product sodium-independent sulfate anion transporter. Bases 167 to 1999 code for a protein of 610 amino acids. Gene Ontology annotation, biological process: transmembrane transport. NCBI's taxonomy places the organism in Eukaryota, Metazoa, Arthropoda, Insecta, Coleoptera, Tenebrionidae. Gene Ontology annotation, molecular function: sulfate transmembrane transporter activity. The transcript is spliced from 8 exons. The record is from RefSeq and is a predicted model, not a curated record. Gene Ontology annotation, cellular component: plasma membrane.
AUUUCGAAUUAUUUAAAUUAAUUGAGUUUGCAGUCGAAGCUCAGUCGAUUUGUGUUUAACAAAAUGGAUUGAUUUUUACACUCGUAUCAGUGUCUAAUUUUGUUUUCGAUCGUUAACCACACGAAAUGUAUUACUUUCUGUAAAGUUAGUCAUAAAAAGUGCCCCCAUGUCCGUUAGUGCGUGGCUGAAGUCAGUGGCGGUGCGUCGGGUGCCCAUUCUGGGGUGGGCGCCCCAGUACACCACUGACAAGUUGGUGAGCGACGCCAUCGCCGGGAUCACAGUUGGCUUGACUGUCAUGCCACAGGCCUUGGCGUAUGCCACUCUGGCCGGAUUGGAGCCACAAUACGGGUUGUAUUCGGCGUUUGUCGGUUGUUUUGUUUACACGAUUUUUGGCACUUGUAAGGAUAUAACGAUAGGGCCGACGGCCCUUAUGGCCCUCAUGACGUACCAGCAGAUUAUUGGGCGUAAUACUGACUACGCGAUUCUGCUUUGUUUUUUGUGUGGGGUUGUGCAACUCGUCAUGGCCAUCUUACAUUUAGGUGUUCUCGUCGAUUUUAUCUCUAUACCGGUGACAGUCGGUUUUACGUCAGCUACGUCUGUGAUAAUCAUGACAUCUCAAAUUAAAAGUUUGUUAGGUUUGAAAAUUUCAUCGUCUGGGUUUUUAGACACAAUUACCAAAGUUGUCAAAAAUAUACAUCAUACCAGAAUGGCGGAUUUGACAUUAGGAAUGGUCUGCAUCGCCGUCUUGAUGCUUCUCAGGAAACUCAAAGAUUACAAGCCCUCUAAAAAACAACGCACAUUAUCUAAGGCCCUUUGGUUGAUAUCAACAUCACGUAACGCCCUUGUGGUCAUCGUGUGCUCUACAGUGGCGUACUUUUACGAAAUCCGGGGUCCGGGAUCUCCGUUUCGCUUAACCGGAACGGUGCGGCCCGGACUCCCGGAUUUCCGGGCGCCACCUUUUGGCACAACUUUGCAUAAUCGCACCGUUGGCUUCGGCGAAAUGGUCGCCGAUUUGGGGACUUCGGUGAUUUUGGUGCCCAUUAUUGCCGUCCUGGGCAACGUUGCCAUAGCAAAGGCCUUCGCCAGUGGCCAAAUGAUCGACGCGACUCAAGAACUGAUGACCUUGUCGAUGUGUAACGUUUUCGGAUCGUUUUUUUCAUCGAUGCCGAUUACGGGGUCAUUCUCAAGGUCAGCGGUGAAUCACGCCAGUGGCGUACGCACCCCUUUGGGAGGGGUGUACACCGGGAUUAUGGUCCUACUAGCCUUGGGUUUCCUAACCCCUUAUUUCGCCUACAUACCAAAGGCGUCUUUGGCGGCUGUGAUAAUCAGCGCUGUCAUUUUUAUGAUCGAAUAUGAGGUGGUUAAACCCAUGUGGAGGAGCAGUAAAAAGGAUCUAGUGGCCACUUGUGCCACGUUCGUCUUUUGUUUAGCCAUAGGCGUCGAAUAUGGGAUUCUAGUGGGCGUGGGGAUUAAUAUUAUUUUCCUGUUGUAUCCCUCGGCACGGCCUACUGUGCACGUGGACAAAGUCAAAACGCGUAAUAACGCACUUGAGUACAUUAUGAUAACUCCAGGGAACAGUCUUUAUUUCCCGGCUGUUGAUUUUAUUAAGACUAGUAUCGGAAAUGCUGGGAUUAGUUCCAAACAUUUACCGGUGGUCAUUGACUGUCGCUUUAUACUAGGGGCUGAUUUUACCGCAGCUAAGGGAAUUUCAGCCUUAAUUAACGAAUUUUUAAUCCGACGACAACCGCUCUAUUUUUUGCACACAAGACAGGAAGUUGUCUCGCUCUUUCGGGGCGUUUUUGACAACGAAUUCAAGUAUUUUACGACACGUGAAGAACUGGAAUCGGUUUUAGAAGAUAACAAACGUAAAGAAAUAGACAGUGAGGAAACCCAUUUAUUAAAUAACCACAACCAGUGGCGGCACAGUAUGGUGGAACUGAACGAAAUUUCCUGCGAAGACUCGAAUAUUUGCCAGCGGAAAGUACCGAAUAAAUCAUGACUCCAAGUUGGCAGUACUGUCACGCCAGUAGUACCAACUUAAUUUACAAACCGUGGUCACUGCCCAGCAUCCGUGGCAUUUCUAUUUAUACGUGUAAAUAAAUAAGACAGCAAGAACCAAAUAAAACUCAUUUAUCUUAACUAAA